CAUUUAAAUGUUGUAUGCUUUAAAGUAGGCCAAAGAGCAAACCAGUUUUGUGGUUCACUUCUCUGUCUUAAACUAAAAAAUAGGAACAUCGACGACAUAAAGCUUGCUAGCUAGCUGCUUACAACUAACAACACCUAGGCAAAUGGGGAAUAGCCUGGGCGGGAAAAAGACCACCAAGGUCAUGAAGAUUAACGGCGAAACAUUCAAGUUGAAGACCCCGGUGAAAGCUGAAGAGGUGGUAAAAGAUUAUCCAGGCCAUGUUUUGCUAGAAUCGGAAUCUGUUAAGCAUUUUGGUAUUCGAGCAAAGCCUUUGCAGCCACACCAGAGCUUGGAGCCCAAGCGGCUCUACUUCUUGGUAGAGUUGCCAGAAGCUCCCAAAGAGAGAGUUACGAGAAGGGUUCGGUCGGGCAUAAACAUGAGUGCUAAAGACAGGCUCGAGAGCCUGAUGCUGUCGAGGAGAUCCGUGUCUGAUCUUACCCUCAUGAAACCCAAAAGUGUGAUACCCGAGGAGUCCGAAGAAGAAGGGUCUGAAAGUGGAGCAAUGAGGGUGAAAAUGAGGCUACCAAAGGCAGAAGUGGAGAGGUUGAUGAAAGAAAGCAAAAAUGAGGCAGAGGCAGCAGAGAAAAUCAUGCAACUUUGCGUGGCAAAUACCAGAAACAGCCCACGUGAAGCUGCGCAGAAAGGAAACGGCGGCCCGUCUUCGCAGCAACAAGUGCAUUGGAAGGGCAGCCACGGAAGAGUUGGAGAAGGUUUCAAGGCCCGUGAGUUACAAGUGUGAAUGGUAUGACGUACGGAGCAGGAAUUGAGAAAGGGGAUUUGGGAAGUCGUUGGACCAGAACAAAGUACUAGUAAUAAGAAAAGCAAUUGUUUAGGAGUUAGCACCCUAAAUUUGGACUUUUCUACGAAGUUCUCUCCGGCUAAUACCAAGUCGUCGAGAACAUAAUUCUAUUUUCUGAUGCAAAAUUUGACUAAUCAAUUAAGUUUUCCAAUGAGUUCGUCUCAUCUUUUGGAUCUUGGCCCCUAGAAAUAAAUGCAUCUCAAUUAAAAUUUAAGGCUAAUUACAUCGACGUGUCUUUAUUGGACUUGUCUCAGACUUAAGAUAAGCUAAAGCUACAGCUAGCUAUGGUUUCAAGCCAAAUCUAUCUCGACUCACGUGCAUUUGACCUAAGAAUGAGGUUGUUCUUGAAGAAAUACAUGCUCUAGGAUUUAUCUUUUGUCAUACAACACCAUAUAAAACCUCCUUGUGGCAGAGCCUUCGAAACAGCUGAACCUGAUCUCAAGAAGUCCUUCCUUAUCCAUGAUUCCACAAAUCAAUCAAAUCCCCAGCGGCGAAAAAGGGCAACCUAACUUUGACUGAAGAACAACCUUUCUUUUAUUUGUUUGUUGUUUAAAAAUUUUAAUUAUCACAUAUUCUUGUGUCUCCUUUCUUUUUUCCUUACGUCAUUUCGCAUUAUCAUUCUAGGAAGAAAAUUAUGAAAAAUAAUUGACUCUAUUUGAGCUUAGUCAUGCAUGCACGUCUUGUCAUAUGAUGGGUAUAAUUAAACCAAAAAAACAAUUACAGAACCCACAAAGAAUGGUAGUUAAAGAUCAAAGAGAAUCCAAGGCAAUUCACCCAAAGACACUCGAUUUGUUUCUCCAACUCCAAAUCGAAUUAAGUAAUUGAUUAAUAACCGAUCGAAUUAGCUACCUUCUCAAAGUUUUCUG
Molecule: messenger RNA, 1704 nt
Organism: Theobroma umbraticum
Lineage: Eukaryota; Viridiplantae; Streptophyta; Magnoliopsida; Malvales; Malvaceae
Source: RefSeq, a predicted model, not a curated record